Messenger RNA from Entrophospora candida, 1098 nucleotides. The record is from the annotation of a GenBank genome assembly. Lineage: Eukaryota; Fungi; Glomeromycota; Glomeromycetes; Entrophosporales; Entrophosporaceae.
AUGGAAAGUGCAGAGACUUUAUUACAAGCGAAAACUCCAAAAAUUGAUCAUAAUCAAAGUCAACAUACACUUAAUAAUGGAAUUAAUAAUGAAAGUAAUAAAAGUGGUGGUACUGAUUUGGAACAAGGGAAAGUCUACAAGUUUCCAAUAAGUCCAUUAAUGAGAUUUUCUGGUCAGUGUGUGACAUAUAAAUUACCAAUUGAAAUAACAUGUUUUAGUUACGAUGGUGAACAUCUACGACAUGGCGAUUUAUCACAAGGAUAUGAAACUUAUAUUAAGAGAGAAAAUAUGGGAUCGGAGCCAAUUCAUCCAUUGUUAGAUUUGUUAAAUAAUAUAAGAAAUACAUCGAACGAUCCAGAUCUCACUAAAAUUGAUUUGAUUUCUUGGAGAGGAAUUUUUACAAAAAUUUUAUGCACACCUUAUAACAAAAAUGAGCCAUGGGAGCUUGGUGCUACUUUAUACAAUAACACUAUUUAUAUAGAAGAACAUGAAACAGAAUAUUCAAAAGAAAAUUCAUCUGGGAAAACCUCAAGACAACAGCUAAUGUCUUAUUGGGGUUACAAAUUUGAAUCUUUGUGCACAGUUACAAAGCCACCUUAUGAAAUAGAUGAUGCUGAAUUAAUCAACAGAAAGACCAAUAUAGUCAACUCUAAUUCAAUAUAUUGUUCUGUAGCAAAAACAUGUCUAGGAAAUCAUAAAAUAAUAAUGGGUGCUGAGAUUGAUUGUCUUUCAGAUCCAAAGCCACCAAAUCCUCAAAAUCCUGUUAGUAAAUAUAUUGAAUUGAAAACAUCUAAAAUGAUUGAAAAUGAUAAAGACAAUUAUACCUUUGAAAGAGAUAAUAAUGGAUUUUUACAGUCCAUACAAGAAUUCAAAACAUUAGAAAUACCCACUAUGGUCAGAACUGAUAUGUGGGAUGCAACAGUAUGCUUGAAUUUUGCUAAUAAGUUUUUUGAAUGGUUGAAAACCGUUGUGAUCAUUGAUAACCCUAGAUCAUCAUACACUAUUAGUUUCGAAAAACCAUUCAGAGAGAUUCAUGUGACAUUUGCAGGUGAAGUGAAUCCAGUGUUGGCUGAUAGACACAUAAAAUCAAACGUUUAA